AUGUCUGGACGUGGCAAAGGAGGCAAAGGUCUAGGAAAGGGGGGUGCCAAGCGCCACAGGAAAGUUCUUCGUGAUAACAUCCAGGGUAUCACCAAGCCAGCUAUCCGUCGUCUUGCCCGACGAGGUGGUGUGAAGCGUAUCUCCGGUCUGAUCUACGAAGAGACCCGCGGUGUCCUCAAGGUCUUCCUCGAGAACGUUAUCCGUGAUGCGGUUACCUACACAGAGCACGCCAAGAGAAAGACCGUCACAGCCAUGGACGUGGUCUACGCUCUGAAACGCCAAGGCCGCACCCUGUACGGAUUCGGCGGUUAG
This is a messenger RNA of Liolophura sinensis, 312 nucleotides long. RefSeq names its product histone H4. Bases 1 to 312 code for a protein of 103 amino acids. The record is from RefSeq and is a predicted model, not a curated record. Lineage: Eukaryota; Metazoa; Mollusca; Polyplacophora; Chitonida; Chitonidae. Gene Ontology annotation, cellular component: nucleosome. The transcript has a single exon. Gene Ontology annotation, molecular function: structural constituent of chromatin; protein heterodimerization activity; DNA binding.